Messenger RNA from Phyllostomus hastatus (greater spear-nosed bat), 2863 nucleotides. It is a transcript of the gene CUNH4orf33, whose product is annotated as chromosome unknown C4orf33 homolog. NCBI's taxonomy places the organism in Eukaryota, Metazoa, Chordata, Mammalia, Chiroptera, Phyllostomidae. The record is from RefSeq and is a predicted model, not a curated record. The coding region runs from base 73 to 672 and encodes 199 amino acids. The transcript is spliced from 7 exons.
GAUCUCGCUGGAAGGAGGAGCCAGGCGGACUGAGAAGAGCUUCCCGGUCUGUGGUCUCUUCUUGGGCCUGACAUGGAUUUCAGAGUCGCACACACCUGGGACGGCUCCCCGGUGGGCCACGAGCCCGUGCGCGUCGGGCUGGAGCCGGGGCGCGGAGGGGUGCUCCUGCAGGCCAGCGCUCCGUUCUUCAACGACCCUCCGGCCCCGCCCGGAGCGCCCGGGAAGCCCUUCCGCGGACUGUGGGAUUAUGAAGUUGUGGAGGCAUUUUUCUUGAAUGACAUUACGGAACAAUAUUUAGAAGUUGAACUUUGCCCCCAUGGACAGCAUUUGGUGCUUCUAUUAUCUGGAAGAAGAAAUGUGUGGAAACAAGAACUUGCUCUAUCAUUCAAAGCGUCCAGGGGAGAGACCACCUGGGAGGGCACAGCCUGUAUUCCUUGGAGUUAUUUUCCACCAAAUGUGACAAAAUUCAAUGCAUUUGCAAUUCAUGGAUCAAAGGAUAAAAGAAGCUAUGAAGCUCUUUACCCUGUGCCUCGGCAUGAACUGCAACCCGGACAAAAACCUGACUUCCACCGUCUGGAAUACUUCAAGCCUUUCAGUUUUAACACACUGCUUGGAGAAGAAUGGAAGCAACCAGAAUCUGACCUGUGGCGAACAGAGAAACCUGAUUUAUAGGAGUACAGUAGCUGACCACAUCAAUCACUUCUUCCAUAUACCUUUUAAGAGCUUGCAGCUAUCUAGUAGGUCAUGUAUGAACCUUUCCACCAAACCUAGUGCUUCUCCAGCAUUCUUAACUCAGAGGUGAGCAGUUUUGCAUAAAAACCUUCAUUACGAGUACAGAUACCCAGUCGCCUACCCAAGAUAUACUUUCUACUCUUCUGUAUGAAUAGAACUUUAAUUUUUAAGGGCUCUUGUCAAAAACUGCAUUUUCCCAGAUUCCUUUGCAGAGAGAAAUGACCAUGUAAGGCAGCUCAUGUCAAUGAGAUAUAAGCAUUAUUCAUAGUGUUCGGUGGGGCUUCAAGAAAAGAUGCUGUAAAGACACAGCUGCCGUACACCCUUUGUCCCUUGCCUUCCCCCUUCCUUUUUCCUGAGCGGCAGAGUGAAUUCCCGAGGUAACACACUAGCGACCGUGGUCAGCGAGGGGCCACCUAAGGGAGAGCCGAGCAGAAAGACGAAGGAGCCGGGGUUCCAAACGGCGCAGAGCGGAGCCGUCUGUCUGGACUGCCCACCCACACCGGGGAGAAGGGAGCGCCUACUCUGUUCCCCCAAAGCGAUCUGUAGAUUCAGAGCAAUCCCAGUAAAAAAAAAUCCUAGAAGGAUUUAUUGGGGGUGGAAAUGAACAUGCUGAUUCAAUGGUCAUGGAAAAAAUAUAAUUAAAAAUAUGUGAAAAAAAUGGAAAGGACCUUAGCCAAAACAAUUUUGAAGCAGAAUAAAGUUGGAGGACUUGUGCUGCUGAAUCGAGACUGUUACUAAGCUUCAGUAGUGAAGACAGUACGCCCUUGGCAUAGAUUGAGACAAAUACGUUGUAUGUCGGUGGAACAGAAUAGGGAACCCAGAAAGGGAACUCUAUAGAGUCAAUCGACUUUGACAAAGGCGCCAAGGUAUUGAAAGGGAAAGGACAGUCCUCUCAACAAAUGGUGUGGCAAUAACUGGAAAACAUGAAACAGUAUGAACCCUGACCUCUACCUAAUACCCUACAGAAAAAUGGACCUAACUGUGAUUGGAGAAAUAAAAAAUUUCGGGAGAAAGUCUUAAUGAUCUGAAGAAGACAGAUUCUAAAUUUUAAACUUAUCUAAAUUUCAAAUAGAACAUAAAAAGUACUCACUGAAACAGAAAAAAAAAUAAGUUGGACUUCAUCAAAAUGAAAAGAUUUUCCUUAUCAAAAGCCUCCAGUAAAUGUGAAAAAGGAAGUCACAGGUUGGGAUACAAUAUUCAAAAUACAGAGUAUCUGACAGAGGACUCUUACUGAAAGUAUAUAUUAUGAACUGAAAAUCAGUAAUAGUGAGACAAACCACAAACCACUUUUUGCUCUUAAGUAGCAAAAGAACAGAUACUUGGCAGAAGAUAAUAUACAGAAGGCCAAUAAAUAUAUAGAAAGGUUCCAACCUCACUUAUCGUCAAAGAAAUGUGAAUUAAAACCACAGCAAGAUACCACUGUAGAAUUGUAGAAUGACUACAAUUACAAACUAUGCGCAAUGGCUAACUGGCUGAAAUUGAAAAAAAGAUUGAGAAUGCCAACCAUUGAUGGGAAUGUGGAGUAGCCGGAAUUUCCCUACACUAUGGGUAGGAAUGUAAAAUGGUAGGACCACUCGGGAACUACUUGGCAAUUUCUAGUUAAAUACAUAGCUACCCUAUGCUUUAGUGUUUCAUUCUUGGAUAUGUACUCAAGAGAAAUGACUGUUCAUAGCAGUUUUCUUCAUAACAGCACCAAACCGUAAACAAUCAAAUUUCCAUGACAGGAGAAUGGGUAGUCUCAUACAGCAGACAAUGGAAUACUUCUCAUGAAAAAGAAUGGCUUAUUAAUACGUGCAACAACCCAGAUGAAUCUCAAAAGCAUUAUGCUGUGAAAAGGAAGCCAGACACAGCAUACUGUAUAAUUAUUUUUAUAUGAAGACCAAUUAUAGGCAAAACCAGCGUAUCCUGAGUCAGAACCACACCUGCUCAGUGUAGGGGAGGGGCUUCCAAGACCUGGAAAGGGGGAGGAGGGAAUUUUCUGGGGUGUUUGAAAUGUUUUGUAUUUUGAUCUGGAUGAUGCUAUAUAUCUGCAUACAUUUGUCAACAUUCCUUAAACUGUAUGUAUUUUAAGAUAUGUGAUUCUACUACAUGUAAAGUAUACCUUAAUAAAAUACUGUUCUAAAAUAAACUA